GGAUUAUUCACUGUAGUGCUUUCGUGCGAAGAGCUUAAUCAUUUUCCUCUCAUUUCCAUACAAACACAGAAGCACACUCACACUGUUGGCAGAUAGCUGCAUGAGAAGGUGGAGCCCUGACCAUCUGAUGCAAAUUUGGGUUCAGUGUUCGGAGCCGCAGAUAAAAUCACCAACACUACGAUUAGUGGGUGACCUGCUCUACCACAGACACGCAACAACCAAAUGAGCUGCAAGAUGGCGAGUACAGAGGUUGUGACUCCAGACUUCGCCCAGGAUAAAUCCAGUCGCAUUUAUUUAGUGACCUGGGUCAACGACCUGCUGAAGACCAACUUUAAAGAUGUGCAGGAGAUGGGUUCAGGUGCGUGUCACUGUCAGAUCAUGGACUGGGUUUUUCCUGGGUCUGUUGACAUGACCAAGGUGAAGUUUGAUGCACAAGGUGAGGAUGAGUGCAAGCACAACUUCAGUCUCCUCCAUGAGGCCUUCAGCAAGAAGGGUAUCACAAGGACCAUUCCAGUUGAGGAGCUCAUAAAAGGGGAUUUUAAAAGCAACUUUGAGAUGCUGAAGUGGUUCAAAGCUUUCUACACAGAAAAUGUCAAAAGUGAGGAAUACGACCCCGUGAAAGCUCGGCACAGCCAUGAUAUAACCCCUAUCGUGGCAUCUCCCAAAUCGCAAAAAAAAUCAGACACUAAAGAGAACAGCAAUGGAACGACCAAACCAAUACACCCUUACACCGAAAAGUGGAAGGUUAUGUUUGAUUGGGCCGACCGCAGUACCCUCGGAGAGCAGUAUACCUACUGCCGCUCUUGCGACAGGAGCCUGAGCACGUUUCAUAAAGGCAUUUUUGAACUUAGGCGACACAUGGAUACAAACAAACACAAGAAAAGGUCUAAAAUGUCCAAGAGAGCCUCUGAGCCGCUGCCCUGUAGCGACGCAGCUAUUCGCUUCAUUUACAAACACUUUUACACCGGCUCGGCAAAAGGUGAGCAGGUGUCGAGACAUUUUGCACGCUGCAAGCUGGGGUUGAAAUACCCCAAAGAUAUCACAUCUGUUUGCCAGCACACUCCUUACUGUCUAUACGUUUAUGGAGGGGUAACACUGGGAAACGAUGACACUGUCUCCGUGGUCCUUGUUGGGUUUUUUGAUGUCGAAGCCUCGCAGCACUGCAUCCGAUUUCUGGAUGCUCUUCAGUCAGUGGGUGGUGCAGGAGAUCAAACAGCAGCAGCAGUGGUGGAGACCUUGAAGAAAUUCGGGUUACCAACAGAUAAUCUUGUCGCUGUUUAUUCUGACAGCAAUGAUGCGGCCUCACAGCAGAUCUGCUCGCAGCUCAGGGAACUCAAGCCGAACAUUGUAGCCUUAGGAGGGCUGUACACCAUGGCUGAUGCUGCUUGCCAUGCUGGCGUUAAGGAGCUCUCCAAUCAGGCUCAAGGAUUGAUGGCGGAUAUCCAUGCCUACUACUCCUCUUGCUCUACUAAGAACAAGCACCUCAGGGCUCUCUUUGACUCCGACGUCAGUGCAGACAGUCCAUCAUUUCAUUUCAACACCAGCUGCCUUAAGUUCUGCCUGUUUGUUACAAAAAUCUUGGAAAUAUGGACAGAUCUCAUAUUGUACUUUAAGUCUUGUGACGAUGAGAAAGCCAAGUUAAUCUGCUCCCAGCUGCAGGAUCCCAAAGUCAGGGCAACAUUUAUGUUCCUGGAGCAGUCCCUGAAGCCUCUGCACAGUUUCCAAACACAUCUGCAGACACAGGAGGGAGCUGGCCGAGCUAAUAUUCUGCUCAUCCUAGAAGAAGCCUGUAGCCUGCUGUGCACCUACACCUCCUACUCCCAACAUCCUCAAGCUGCGAGCUCUGAACUCUGUCCGGGUGGGAAAGUUGUGGAGGACUUCCUGAAAGAGUCAGAGGCUACAGAUGCACUGCCCCUGUUAAAAGAACAUGUGUCGUCUUUCUACGUCGCACUCAUGCGUUGCAUUGCGAGGGAGCUACCUUUCGGCGAGGGGGAACUAAAGAGCAUAGCUCAGCUGCUGAACCCCCAGAGCAGGCUGAAAGUGACGGGGAAGGCGGUAGGAGAGCUUGGGACCAAGCUGGGAAUCUGCAGCUCCCCUGAGGAGGUCAAUCAGCUCACAAGUGAAUUCCUUGAGUAUCAGCUGGCCGGGGAGGGAGAGGGUGAAGAUGGAAAGAAGGAAAACUCAACAGAGGUGUCACUGGAGGAACACUGGGCCACCGUACUGAAGGACAACAAGCAGACCUCAAACUUCAGAAAACUUGUUUUGACCCUGUUGUCUCUCCCCUGUCCUCCACUUGAGCCUCAGCAGGUUUUCACUCAGGCCCUGGAGAACGAAGAUGCCGCUCUGUUCUCUGAAAGCGAAGCCUUCACUGAAAGCGAGUGUGACGUCAUGUCUGACGGCGCUCUCUCCGACAGCACCAGCAGAAAAGACUUCCAACGUCCAGCUGAAGAUGUGUCCUAUUUUCUCCCAUCCAAUGGCCUUUAUGUGACAGUGAAGCCGUGUGAAGUCCGCCUUAAAAAGAUAACUCGACAGCUGAAGAUUGACAGGAAAGGGGAAAGGGGGGAGAGAGGGGAUGACUUGCAGCAAAGGGCAACAGAGCUAAAGAAUGAACACUGUGACUUGUGGAAAGAGGGGACCAGUAGGGGGAGUUUUGGCUGGGAGAGCAGCUUGCGCCAGAAGCCACAGGCCCGUACAGUGUUUCAGGCUGGUGCUAACAACUGGUCCAAGCCCAUAGAUCUUGAUAAGGACAACCAAAAGGGUCCGGAGUCUCAAGUUGAGGUGAAAGAAGAGACAUCACCGUCCAGUAAACCAUCACCAAGAGGACGACGGAAACAUGUUUAUCAGGAUGGUAAAGGGUUUCCGACCGGAGAACUUGUGUGGGGGAAAGUGAAGGGGUUCUCCUGGUGGCCUGGGAUGGUGAUGCCUUGGAAAACCAAGACGGCCCCGCCGGGUAUGCGGAGGGUGGAGUGGUUCGGAGACGGGAUGUUCUCAGAGAUCUACACGGAGGGUCUUCAGGCUUUCAGUGCCUUCACCAAGUGCUUCUGCAAAAAUUCCUUCGCCAGUUUGCCCACCUACAAGGAAGCCAUCUUCCAGAUUAUUGAGUUGGCAGGUGAGCGAUGUGGAAAGUCUUUCGCUGAGGCGAAAGAAAAUAAAGAAAAGGAGCUGAAGCUGAUGCUGGACUGGGCUUUUGAAGGAUUUCUACCUACAGGACCUGAAGGAUUUGUACCUCCUGAUGCUGCUGCACAUCAAGAUUCUUCUGACUCCUCUGCCCUGUCUGACUGCCAGCCUCCAGCAAAAAGGAAAUAUGUUUUAAAAAAUAAGGCAGCUGCACAUGCCAUUACCUAUAGCAGAGAAUCAAUUAGAGAAAAUGUCAAAGAGAAAGGCAAAACAAUUGAAGAUUUUUGUUUGUCUUGUGGAUCAUCUGAGCUUGAAGUCAGGCACCCGUUGUUUGAAGGUGGUCUUUGUCUAAAAUGCAAGGACAACUUCAUAGAGACGCUGUAUCGCUACGAUGAAGACGGCUACCAGUCGUAUUGCACCGUGUGCUGUGCCGGCUCAGAGGUCAUUCUGUGCGGCAACGCCAGCUGCUGCAGAUGUUUCUGUAAAGACUGCCUGGACAUCCUGGUGGGCCCGGGAACCUUUGACAAGCUGAAAGAUGUUGAUCCCUGGAGCUGCUACAUGUGCGACCCUUCACAGUGUGACGGAAACCUCAAACUCAGACCGGACUGGAGGGUUAAAGUUCAAGACUUCUUUGUCAACAACAGCGCACUGGAGUUUGAGCCUCACAGAGUUUACCCGUCUAUCCCCGCUGAUCAGCGCAGACCGAUCAAGGUGCUCUCGCUCUUCGACGGCAUUGCAACAGGAUACCUGGUGCUCAAAGACCUGGGCUUAAAGAUGGAGCGCUACAUUGCUUCGGAGAUUUGUGAGGAUUCGAUCGCUGUGGGGAUGAUCAAGCACGAGGGAAAGGUCGAAUACGUCAAUGAUGUUCGUACCAUCACGAGGAAACAUCUUGCUGAAUGGGGCCCAUUUGAUCUUCUGAUUGGAGGCAGUCCGUGUAACGACCUGUCCAUGGUCAAUCCUCUUCGAAAAGGAUUAUUUGAGGGCACUGGAAGGCUCUUCUUUGAGUUCUACCGCAUAUUGACCAUGCUGAAGCCGAAAGAGGACGACGACCGUCCGUUCUUCUGGUUGUUUGAGAACGUGGUUUUCAUGAGUGCCAACGACAAAUCGGAUAUCUGCAGAUUCCUUGAGUGUAAUCCAAUUCUUAUCGAUGCAGUGAAAGUCAGUCCUGCUCACAGAGCGCGCUACUUUUGGGGAAACCUCCCUGGGAUGAACAGACCUCUGGCUACAGCUCUAGAUGACAAAGUGGCGCUCCAGGAUUGUUUGGAAGUCGGACGCAAGGCAAAGUUUGACAAAGUCCGCACCAUCACGACAAAGUCUAACUCUAUAAGACAGGGCAAGAUGGGGCCACUACCCGUCAACAUGAAUGGAAAGGAGGACUACCUGUGGUGCACCGAAAUGGAACAGAUCUUUGGCUUCCCCAAACACUACACGGACGUGAACAACAUGGGCCGGAUGCAGAGGCAGAAAGUCCUGGGUCGCUCCUGGAGCGUCCCUGUUAUCCGUCACCUCUUCGCUCCGCUGAAGGAUUACUUUGAAUGUGAAUAGCGACUGUGAACACAACAUUCGGUAAAAAAAACCUCCUGCCUUAUCCUGCCCUGCGUCACUGGGUAGUUCAAACUCUCCUGUUUCAUUUGGCAUUUAAUGUUUUAACUUUUAGAAACGAAUCCUGUGAGUUCUCAGUCGUCCACUAUCACCAGCAGGCACCGACACUUUUCAGUUUUAAGGUUUAUUUCUUUCAGGUCUCUUUUGAUAAAUGAUGGUGCUGUUUUCAAACCAUACUGUCGCUCAGAACUCGAGCCUGAAUCACGAGCCGUUCUCAGAAGGUUAGCCGGCUAUCUUUCGGCUUAACUCAGGUUUUCCAGGGUCACAAAGCUGGUUUACUUUUAAUAAAUCACCAUGGUAACCUGCUGUGAAAAUACUGAGUUUACAAUGAAGUGAUAAAAGUUGUAAUAGAGACAUUUUUAUACAUCAGUAGAAUAACAGCGAUAAGCCAAGUGACCCAAAGAGAGACUUUGAGUCACAGCUUUUUUUUCUCCUGUAUUUAAUGAAUGUACUUUAUGUUAACUUUCCUCCUACAUUGUCGGUAUUUUAUAUAGUUUUAUUGUAUAAUCUUACCAGGGAUUUUAAAUCUGAUCUAAUCGUUAGCUGUGAUUAAUUUCUAUGACUGAAUCCCUCUAGACAAUUUUUUUAAUCUGCUUUUUAAAACAUUUUUAAUCCAAAUUACAUUUCACCUCACUGUGGUGCACCGGUGAUUUUCUCCUCAUUGGAUCUGCACAUUUUUAUCUGUUUUAAUGAAAAGCUAUUUAUGCAAGAUAAUGCAAAAUAUCAUGUUUCUACAAACAUUCAAACUGCCCUGAGUGUGAGUAUUAGUGUAGUAAGAACACUACUGCAGAGGUCUGACUUUAAACAUAAUGUGCAGUGUCUGCUAACAUUGGACUCUCGUACCUUAAAGGAUCAUAACGAUGGUUUUGCACAUUUCCUCCCCUUAAUAAUAAAGUUUCUAUACCUGUCUAAAUCUAUAACUAUCUUUUACAGCGCACUAUAAGCUACACACUACUUUGUUUUAGUGUGAAAGAACUUUUAUUACUAUAAAAACAAGAACAACAUGUAUCUUCAAACAAACAAUGAAUACUGUAAGAACAAGAUACUAAUUAAAACUUAGUAUCUCAAUAUAACUUACUUACAGUAUACUACAGUUUGUUUUGUUUUAGGAUUGCUGUUAAUAACCAAAAUAAAAAUAACAGAAAUAAUGAAAAAACUAUCAAAUAAUGAUAAUAAAAUAAUGUUUAAGAAUUAAAACAACUACCUAAAUAAAAAUAGAAAUUGAUGAGAAACCUAAUUUAUAUAAUAUAAAAGGUGAAUAAUCACUUUAAUAAAUCAUUGAGGCCGAAAUAUAUUGAGGCAUUCGUCUUUAAAAUCCAAAAUAUUCAAAGUCGACUAAUUUCACCCCAUCGGGAGGGUUGAUGACAUUAACGAUGGCGGCUUUUUAAAAUUGCAGAUCACCAUCACGUUGCCAUGGUGAUAAAGGCUUUUUAACUCGACCUUUGAACUUUUAUAGCUUCAUCACUGUCAAAUCAGUUCAUCUUGGACUUAAUAAUUUCAGUUUUUCCAUCAAAAUAAUUUAUCUAGUUAUUGAAAAAUAAAAAUGAAAUUACAGUAACUGUGUUUUACAGCCAUUUUAUAUAUUUUGGGGGAUUUUGACAUCCGAUGACUUCACCUAAAUUGUGCCACGGCCAAACAAUUAAUCGAUUAAUCGAGGAAAUGAUCGUCAGAUUAGGCAGUAAUUGUUAUUUGCAGCCUCACAUGUAAGAACUUGUGUUUUCUUUAUGCAAACAUACACACAAAACCACUGUUAUGGUCCUUUCAAUCUCAGCGAGAUACAACCCUUGAGUGUAAUAUCUGUUUUUGUUUUCUAAGUGCCGGUUUGAUCUUUUUUAAAUUCUUUAAUAAAACAUCUGUUGUACUGUCGUUAGCUUUAACAGUUAAGUUUGAGUCACUGUUGGUUCUCCUGUGGUGGAGCACACUGUAUUGAGUCUCCUCACUGCCUCGUGUGCAGUUACUCAGACGUUUAUGACGAACAGGCCUGCGGUUGAAACGUGUUCUGAUGUGGUCGAAACUUUUACCUCAAUGAUUGUUUGUUUAGGACUUCAUGGUGCUACACUAACGGUGCUAACUGUGCACGUACUGUUCAGUUUCUGGUUCUGUCUCUUUUGUAUUGUUUUACCUCCGCCUUUAAGCGACGACCUUUCUUGUAGAAUUUUGUUGUUUAAUUGUGUGUGUGUGUGUGUGUGUGUGUGUUUUUUUUUUUUUUUUAAAGAUAUUGAUGUAGAGAAAUAUUAGUGUGAUGUGUAACCAAAAGGCAAGUCAGGAUAGCGUGCCUGGUGUUGACUGUUUUUUCUUUUAUUUCUAUCAGAUCCUGAUUAAUUUAGCUUUGCUGAGCCGAAAUAUCCAGUUUUGACUUGUUUUAUAUCUUUGCCAUGACUAAUAAAACCCAGAAAUUCAGUACAAA
Dicentrarchus labrax (European seabass) is the source of this 7126-nucleotide messenger RNA. RefSeq names its product DNA (cytosine-5-)-methyltransferase 3 beta, duplicate a (gene dnmt3ba). Gene Ontology annotation, biological process: negative regulation of transcription by RNA polymerase II. Gene Ontology annotation, cellular component: nucleus. The record is from RefSeq and is a predicted model, not a curated record. NCBI's taxonomy places the organism in Eukaryota, Metazoa, Chordata, Actinopteri, Moronidae. Gene Ontology annotation, molecular function: protein binding; DNA binding; DNA (cytosine-5-)-methyltransferase activity, acting on CpG substrates. The coding region runs from base 223 to 4662 and encodes 1479 amino acids. The transcript is spliced from 27 exons.